CUAGAUGACUACGAGAAAUGGCGAAACGAGGUUGUCUCGAGGGAAGAGGAGCUUUCGUUUGAUGCCCGGUGCCGCUCCCGCGCCACGCCCCAGGAACUCCGAGUUGAUGGCAUUAUCCGAAAGAUGCGACGGCGAGACGACGCUUUCUUUGCGCGCCAACCGCCGCGAAAGGGAUAUAGAGGUCAGCUGCAUACACGCUUUGCUGGCGACCACUUUUUGGGCAACGUCGACCUCAUCAACAAGACGGCGCUGUUCCAGAUUGCUUCCAAAAUGCCCAAGGGUGCCCACCUGCACAUUCACUUUAACGCCUGUCUCCCACCAAAGGUGCUUCUCGAUAUUGCAAAGGGCAUGGAUCGCAUGUUCAUUACGAGCUCUCUCCCCCUUGUCCGCAAGUCUGAGACUCAUGGAGAGGAUGAGUAUGAAAAUUUCCACAAGUGCGAGAUACAAUUUUCCAUCAUGAGCGUUGAGAAAGAGAAGGAGGAUCCUGGCGACCUGUUUUCGGCCGACUACAGAUCUAGACAGUCGAUGAAAUUCUCUGAGUUUUUGCGUCGGUUCCCGGAUGUUUAUACGGCGGCCACGCCUGACGAGUGGUUGCUGCAUAAGCUCAUGUUUGAGGAGAUGGAGGCUCACCAUCCUUAUCAGACAGCCUCUGGCGCUUGGGAAAAGUUUAACGGGAGGACACGCAUGAUGAAGGGCUUGUUCAACUAUGAAACGGCAUACCGCGCUUAUACAUAUCGCUGCCUCGAGGACUUCGCCCGUGAUAAUAUUCAGUACGCUGAAAUACGACCCAACUUUAUGAUGAGCAACCAGCUCUACCACGAUGACGGCACCGGUCCCAUCAACAACGAGGGCAUCAUGUCCAUAAUCAUCAACGAGGUGGAGAAAUUCCAACGAGACAGGGCCGAACAGGGCAAAUAUUUCGGAGGGCUCAAAGUGAUAUACUGCACGCCACGAUCGAUGCCUCGGCCAGAUAUCCAAGCCGCCCUCGCCGAAUGCAUGGAGUUCAAGAAGAAGUGGCCUCAGUGGAUAGCAGGUUUCGACCUGGUUGGGGAAGAGGCAAAGCCUAAUCCUCUAAAGACGUAUAUUCCUGAAUUCCUGGAGUUCAAGAAGAAGUGCGCCGAGCAAAACCUGGACAUCCCCUUUUUAUUUCAUUGCGGUGAGACGCUGGACAUGGGCACCGACACGGAUGGUAAUCUGGUCGACGCUCUGCUGCUCGGCUCGAAGCGCAUUGGGCACGGCUUCGCCCUGGCAAAACACCCUUACAUUAUGCAACAGAUGAAAGCCAAGGGCAUCUGCCUGGAGUUGUGUCCGAUUUCCAACGAGAUUCUAGGGCUUACUCCACGAGCGAAUGGACACACCAUGUACCAGCUGCUGGCGAACAACGUGCAUUGUACCGUGAGCUCCGACAACGGUGCGCUCUUUAGAUCUACUCUGUCUCACGACUUUUAUCAGGUCAUGGUGGGCAAGGCAGACAUGGGGCUGUACGGAUGGAAGCAGCUCGUCAUGUGGAGCCUCGAACACGCGUGUCUCAGCGACAAGGAGAGGGAGACAAUGUUUCGUGAGUGGGAGCAGCUGUGGAUUGAGUUUCUCGAGUGGGUAGAGAAGACUUUUGGUGAUGUGGACGACGAAGCCAAGAUUUGA
Trichoderma reesei QM6a is the source of this 1641-nucleotide messenger RNA. RefSeq lists its product as uncharacterized. Gene Ontology annotation, biological process: inosine biosynthetic process; adenosine catabolic process. The annotation marks the transcript as partial. The record is from RefSeq and is a predicted model, not a curated record. The transcript is spliced from 4 exons. NCBI's taxonomy places the organism in Eukaryota, Fungi, Ascomycota, Sordariomycetes, Hypocreales, Hypocreaceae. Gene Ontology annotation, molecular function: adenosine deaminase activity.